This is a messenger RNA of Phoenix dactylifera (date palm), 1310 nucleotides long. The record is from RefSeq and is a predicted model, not a curated record. NCBI's taxonomy places the organism in Eukaryota, Viridiplantae, Streptophyta, Magnoliopsida, Arecales, Arecaceae.
AUGAUCCAUUUGCACCCCUACUACUACUUUCAUGCAAUGGGAUUGGAUUUUGGAAGAAGACUGACUUACCCGGUCCCGAUUUGGAGCCAAUUCGAAGCACUUCCCUAUCAGCCCGGUCAGUAUAACACAUUGGCGUCGCCCGAUUGGAGGUUUAGGGAUUUUGGCAUCGCGGCUUCCCCUUUCUUCUCCCCUCUCCUCUCCUCCACCUCCGCCAUCUCUCACUCUAUAUAUUCUAGGUGUUUAGGUUUGAGUCCGGGUCUAUCUAAUCCCGAAUCCGACCCAAUCCGUUGGCCUUUUGCCCUUCUCCGGCCAAGGGAAGAAGCGAUCUCAGAACCAAAGGGGGAAUGGAGGGCGGCGGCCGCGGCCGCGGCCGCGGCGUCCGUGGACUCGAAGGACUUACAGCAGCAGAGCAAAGCCCUCGACAAGCUCACCGACCGCGUCGAAGACCGCCAGCUCGAUUCCAGCCGCGUCCAGAGUGAUGUAGGAAAGAAAUUUCAGGAUUGCACCUCAAGGAUGGAACCAUCUCAGUGUUUCUUUGCACAUGAGAUUAUUAAGAACAUAGACACCCCACUCUUUAUUCUCAACCCAGCAUACGAUGUUUGGCAGAUACAACAUAUAUUGGCUCCAGAAUCAUCUGAUACUCAACAAUCAUGGCAAAGGUGCAAGCUGAACAUUUACAAUUGUGAUUCCAACCAGAUUGAAUCUCUCCAAGGAUUCAGGGUUGCCUUGCUUAAUUCCUUGAGUGAUUUUCAGCAUAACAGGAAUGGGGGCAUGUUUAUAGAUUCUUGCUUCGUAAAUUGUCAGACAAUAAGCAAUAUCACAUGGCACUCUCCAAAUUCUCCAAAAAUUAAUAAUAAGACUUAUAAAUUAUAAUUGUGCAGACAUGAGGAAGAGCAAAGGGAAAGCAACAGCUAUGGCCAAGAAAAAAGGAAAACCAAGAGGUAAUGGAAAAGCAGCUUUAAUACUGGCUGCUACUCAAGUUCCUCCUCAACCUCCUAGGUUGCCUGAGCGUGUCGAGGAAUGUCAUGAUGAUGAUGAUUACAAUCCUGAUGGGGACAUGAAUGAAGAGGUGGAUACAAAUGGAGAAAUAAAUGAUGAAGAAAUGAAUGGUGCAGUGCAAAAUCAUGAAGAAAUGGCAAGAGGAGGUUCUUCAAAAGAUGAGAGAAGAGAUUGGCUUUGGACCAAGGCAUGCAGAUCAGGGGAGUAAUGGUGAUUCUGGUUCUGCUGAUCAUGCUUCAUUAUGAUUGCUUUUGCCUUAGAUGAUAGGUCUUUGCAUUCCUAGGAAGAAUGAAAUCUCUGUUGAUCUCUAU